Messenger RNA from Malaya genurostris, 886 nucleotides. RefSeq names its product large ribosomal subunit protein uL13 (gene RpL13A). The record is from RefSeq and is a predicted model, not a curated record. Gene Ontology annotation, cellular component: ribosome; cytosolic large ribosomal subunit. Lineage: Eukaryota; Metazoa; Arthropoda; Insecta; Diptera; Culicidae. The transcript is spliced from 4 exons. Gene Ontology annotation, molecular function: mRNA binding; structural constituent of ribosome. Bases 111 to 821 code for a protein of 236 amino acids. Gene Ontology annotation, biological process: translation; negative regulation of translation.
ACGAGCGUGUGGGUAAUGGCUUUCUUGAAAGAUACAACAUUAUCUUGAUUACUUUCAACGGAAACAGGGCUAAAGUUCUGUUUUCUUUCUUUUUAUUUUGUACUGUGAAAAUGACUGGAUUGUCGGAAAAGUCGAUUUUAAUUGAUGGUCGUGGCCAUUUGUUAGGUCGCUUAGCGUCCGUAAUUGCUAAACAACUUCUCAACGGAAAAAGUGUAGUAGUCGUACGAUGUGAGGAUCUACAGCUAUCGGGACAUUUCUUCCGAAAUAAAAUUAAAUUCUUGGCUUAUUUACGGAAACGUUGUAACGUUAAUCCGGCUAGGGGACCAUUCCAUUUUCGCGCACCUAGCAGAAUGUUGUGGAAAGGUGUGCGCGGUAUGGUUCCCCACAAAACAAAAAGAGGACAUAACGCAUUAAGGCGUCUCAAGGUAUAUGAAGGAAUUCCACCUCCAUAUGACAAACAAAAACGCUUAUGCGUUCCUAUCGCCAUGAGACAACUUUGUCUGCGCCCAGAUAGAAAGUACUGCGAUGUCGGUCGUGUUGCUCAUGAGGUUGGUUGGAAGUAUCGCGAAGUUGUCAAUAAUUUGGAAGCGAAGAGAAAAAUCAAGUCACGUUUGAUGUUCUUGCACAAGAAAAAACUUAAGAAACUUACAUGGAAAGCUCGUACCACUGUAACUGAAGAAACCAAGCACCAGGAUGUCGUUCUUCAGAAUUACGGAUACCUUACAUCCGAAUUUCAGAAGAAGUGGAGCAGGCCAGUUUUAAACACUAAAUUAACCAGGCUUGGAAAGAAGAAACGCCAAGCUGCCGCUAGUGCUUUCUAAAUGCAGUAAUACAUAUUGUUCACAUAUAACGGAUUCAACAGAAUAAACGUUAUUGAUCCAAUUAA